AUGAAGCUUUCUACUACAUUCGCUACGGCGGCUUCGCUGCUCGCAACGGCGUCCGCACAUGGAGGUGUUGAUACGUACAAGGUCGGAAGCACAACAUACCAAGGCGCUUCAGGUCAGAAGACUCUUCAACGCCAAUACAGCACGUACGACCCACUUGUCAUCAAAGAUCUUUCAACCGUUAACAUCCGAUGUAACAAUGCUGGAGCACUUGGAACGGGUGUUUCAGGCACUCUGGCUGCUGGGGAUAAGCUCACGGCGCACUGGAAACACUUCGACGGAUCUGGCAAAGUCUGGUUCAAGAUUGACCAAGAAGGCCUGGUCUCCGGCACCGAGAACGCAGGCGUAUGGGCCGGCGACACAAUCCUCGACACUCUCCUUUGGACAAGCACAAUCCCCGCAAGCCUCGCACCAGGAAACUAUCUGAUCCGCCACGAGCUCAUUGCCGUCCAUCAGGCAAAUAACCCUCAGUUCUACCCAGAGUGCUCGCAAUGGGUCGUGACCGGCUCCGGCACCUCCUCUCCAUCCGACUCCUACCUCGUCUCCUUCCCCGGCGCAUACAAAGGCACUGAGCCGGGCAUUGCCUUCAACAUCGACUCCGACGCCGCCAAGGCUGCGACUUCGUAUCCCAUUCCUGGACCUGACGUCUGGACUGGCGCUGGUGGUAGCGCUCCUAUCGAGUCUGCUGCGCCCACAGCUGUACCAACAACACUCGUCACCAGCGCGGCGCCCGCGAAGCCAACGAGUAGUGCAGCUCCCGCAGUGCCUACAACGCCUUCUUGCUCCCCGGUCCAGAAAUACGGGCAGUGUGGAGGCGCAACGUAUGCUGGGUGCACGGCGUGUGUCAGUGGGACGACGUGUACGAAGAACGGAGAUUACUACAGUCAAUGUACGUAGAUGUUGGACAAGUAGAUUGACUGCAUCAUCAAUGUCUGUUUUUUUUAUCG
This is a messenger RNA of Parastagonospora nodorum SN15, 944 nucleotides long. RefSeq lists its product as hypothetical. Gene Ontology annotation, molecular function: cellulose binding. Bases 1 to 894 code for a protein of 297 amino acids. NCBI's taxonomy places the organism in Eukaryota, Fungi, Ascomycota, Dothideomycetes, Pleosporales, Phaeosphaeriaceae. Gene Ontology annotation, cellular component: extracellular region. Gene Ontology annotation, biological process: carbohydrate metabolic process. The record is from RefSeq and is a predicted model, not a curated record. The transcript has 6 exons.